Messenger RNA from Pocillopora meandrina, 4812 nucleotides. The record is from the annotation of a GenBank genome assembly. Lineage: Eukaryota; Metazoa; Cnidaria; Anthozoa; Scleractinia; Pocilloporidae.
AUGUCGGUGCUAAACACUUUGAUAUUAGAGGGAAAAGUUGCACUUUCUUAUUUCAUUGCUUGCAUUCUCUUAGUUUUAACUCUAUUUCAAAGCUGUAGUCUCACGGAAAUAUGGAGUAUCGCCACGAGAGGCAUAAUUCUUGGAUUAACCAUGUGUGCGACUUGUUUCGUUCCAUAUUCUUCUGUUGCCAAGAGAGCUGCCCUGUUAGGUAAGCAUAUAGGAAUUUGUAACAACUGUUAAGAUUGUUGUUCCAACGAAAAUUUCCUAAGUGUUACCGGCAUCAUUUUUUUCGCUAAAAAUAAUUUUUUAUUUCGAUCUAAUCGAGCGCGUCUUUGCGAAAAUGAGACAACUGAUAUAGACUUACGGUGGUUUAUUUGCGGUUGGCGUUUCAUUUUGUACGUGACACGACUUUUGUUGGCAAACUAGGAAAGUGGAGAGCUACUCUAUUGUGGCAUAGAUAAAACAUAUCAAAGGAGAAGUUGAUGGCCAGGUUAAAUUACUUUUUAAGUUCUUAACCGAGGCCACAAAUUGCUCUAUAGACGUCAUUCGAUAUCAAUAACCAAAUGGGUCUACUUUCGUCUAAUAUUCAAUGCUGUGCAACAUUUUUCAUAAAUUUUAAAUUCACUAUUGUUACAAAAUGUUUCAAAUUGUUGAAUUAUAUUAUUAAUUAUGCGCACUAUUUGAUUGGUCUUUACUUAUGAUCUACUGGGGGACAGAUGCAUAGAUACUGUCACUACAAACAGCAUUUUGCUUCCUUGCUAUAUAAACCAAAUAGAUUCCAUGUUGCCAAUUGUCGGUACAGCAAUAGAUCACAGAUGAUAUCCAAAUUUGGUUAGAUAAUCAGAGACACACUCGGCUGGUUUUCAUGUCCUUUUUUUUUGUCCUUACUGCAUUUUGAUAUCAUUUGUGAUCUAUUGCUGAACAGAUGCAUAGCGACAUGGAAUCUAUUUGUGAACCCUUUACAACCUAAUAUCAGUAUGCAUAUUCUCCAUACUGUUCUCCUUACAUUUCCAAAGAGACUGACAAGGAGAAUUUGUUUGAUAGUUAAGAGCUGCUUAAAUAGUUAGUAAUCAUCUCCUGUAUUCUCAAGACUUUCAUGUGUGAUUCAGGGAGGAUAUAGUAAGGAGAAACUAGAUGCUAAUCACUCUUAGGGUGUAAAGGGUUAAGGUGACAUCAGAGUCUUCAUGAAGAACUUAAAAUUUUUCUUCACUUAUACUCACAAAUGCUAUUUUAUAUAUUUUGACCCAAAGGUAUCAUUUUUGGAAUUGCCAUUCUACUAAGCUUGGGUGAAACAUUCUGGAAAUAUUUUGGCUGGUACCUAGCUUCAUUAUCAUUCUUUCACCUCUCUGAAUAUGUCAUGGUAGCAUGUUAUUCUCCAGAUAAGCUAUCUGUGGAUUCAUUUCUGCUGAAUCACAGUCCAGAAUAUCAAAUUGCCGCUGUUGCAAGUUGGAUUGAAUUUGGUGUAGAACUGUGGCUUUUCCCUUCCAUGAAGAACAUGUUCGUUGCAAGCUCCAUGGGUUUGCUGUGUAUGAUUGGAGGAGAAACUUUACGAAAGCUUGCCAUGAUAACGGCUGAAUCUAAUUUUACCCAUAUUAUUCAGACCAGAAAGGAGAAAAGCCAUGUGUUAGUGACCCAUGGAAUUUAUAGUUUAUGUAGACAUCCAGGGUAUGCUGGCUGGUUCUGGUGGAGUUUAGGUAAAUGCUACGGUGACCCACAACUGUUAUGGCAAUAACAAAUACCUCAUGGCAAAACCAAAAAGCUCACAGAAAAAACUAAAAGGCUCACGGAAUAAUUAUUUCAUGUUCAGAGAGAUCAUGAAAAUUUGUCUUAGCCUUUUGGUUUUGCUGUAAGGUAUUUGUUAUUGCCAUGACGGUUGUGGGCCACUAUAAAAUACAGAUAAGUUAUUGUAAGACAAUAGACACUUACACAGUGAUCAGUUCAAAGCUUCAACAUCCCCCUUCCUCUCCCCUCCUGGGUAACCCACAGGCAUUUGAACAUCUUCUGUGUCUGGUGGGUGGAGAAUUUAAACCUUGUCUGGAUGGGGUGGGGAAUUUGAACAAGUAGUCUCAAGUCUUUCCAGCUGAAAACAAGUGUUAUAUCUUCAAAUAUGGAGAUGUUUACUGGUAAGUAUUAUAUACCUAGACUUUCACUCAACAAAACAAGCAAUGUGAUUGUUUGAUUCUUGGUCACAUGCCCCUGAUCAAAUUCAAAUGUACCCGACCAGGAUACAAUUGAGCAGUUGUUGCCCACAUGCAUGUGAAUAAAGAAGUUGUACCAUCUUUGUUUGUUUGUUUUUGCCAUAUGAUUGUUUUAGGGAAAAUCUAAUAAAAAUAACACAGUACUUAGUGUAUGUUCCCUCGGGAAACUAGUUAGUUUUGUUUUCCCACGAGUCCUGGUGUUUCCCAAGACAAAGUGGAGGGAACAUCAGCACUUGAAGGAAAACAAAACUAACUGUUUUCCUCGGGACCGUACAUCAAGUGUAUAAUAUUUCACUUUUGCGUGCAAAUAGCUCAGAAGAGAGAAGUCUAUAAGGUUGCAGAUUUUCCUUUUACAAAAGCAUUGGAAGAGGCAUUUGAUCAUAAUUUUUCUCCAGCAGGAGUAGGAAUUUAAACAAACCAAUUUUUAAAGUUCAUAUACCUACAUGGGGGUUGCCUGGGUUGGGGGGGAUGUUGAAGCUGCUAGUUGAUCAACCCAUUAAUUUCCCCUCUCUAGGGUCAAACAGAUGAUUUUGUUUUCCCGAGAGUUCAAGACUCAUGGGAAAACAAAACUGACUGUUUUUAGGUUAAAACAAAACUUCUGAAAUUUUCAUCACUUUGUGAUCAUAUAAUAGCAUGCUUAUUUACUGAGAUUGGUCAGUUAAUUAUAAUGCCCAGACUUUGCUCCUGUUGGUCCUUACAUCAUUUUUUCCCAUCCAGUGCUCAGUCAAUAAGUACAUAAUAUCUGUUUUUAAAGACAAAUUUCUACAUGUUUUUCCCAGGAACACAACUCACAUUGUGUAAUCCCAUUUGCCUCAUUGGUUACAUCUGGGCCUCAUGGAGAUUUUUCAAUGAACGUGUCUAUGAUGAGGAAAUCACAUUAAUUGAUUUCUUUGGUGAAGAGUACUUGGCCUAUCAGAAGAAGGUCACAUCUGUAGGAGUCCCAUUUGUCAAAGGAUUUGAAUACAAUGUGGAGAUGGUAAAGAACUCAUAGUUGAUUGAUGGAAGUCACUCUACAUGCAACUACAGUAAGCAGAACAUUAAAGCUUUUAAAAAGGAGAAGUGAGCUCCAGAAACUUAUUAUUUGUACUUUUCCAGUACGAAUUGUAUAUGAACGUUUGUGCUUCUAUGCACAUGAGGCAUCUGGCAGAGAAUGCCAUUUAAUUCUGUUGGUUGCCAGUCUGUCAGGCUGCCUCCAUCUGGAGCUGUGCUGUGUUCCUCGUUUCCCUUUCUAUGGUUGUCCACCAAGUUUCCUCAGAUCAGCCUCUCUUUCAUUGGCCAUCUGGAGAAGGGCCACUCUUGGUAGAGCUGAUGGUGACAUUCAGAGCACACACUAUCAAUCCAGCUCCAUCUUCUUCAUAGGCCAUAAGAUUCAAAGAAUUCUUUACAACCAUUUGUUCUGGAACCCAGGUGAAUUUGUUACAUCUGUGCAUUUAAUGCAAGCCUAGAAAGGUUUGGUUACUCUUGGGAAUCUCAAGAAAAUAGUCGCCAUAUUUUCAUCUUUAUUUUUCGGAUGUGGAGAUAAACACUGUAAAUUAAUUUUAUUGGUUUGAAGAGUAUGUUUCUCCUCUCAUAGGCUAAUGCAGAUGGUGAACACACAUUUUGUGCCAAAUUUGUAUGAUUUUGUUUUUUAUGUUGCUGGUCAUACAUCCACAAGUUUUAAUUUUUUAGAUGUAAAGAAUUAAUUCUGUUGAUGAUUAAUUUGUUUUUAAUAUAACAAUUAAUAUCAUUUACAAUAGCCCUAACUUAGAAAACAUUAAACAAAUUUUUGAGUUGAUUUUCAGGGAUCAACUUUGUAUUGACUAUUCAACUUAAAUAUCAGUAUCUAUAGAGGAGCAAAUCUUAAAGCUACAUACAAAUUGUUGUGAAUGUUUGAGGUUUGUUUUUCUUGUACAAAAUUUGCUUUUCCUUAAAACCAUAUACAACAAAAAUGAAGUUGUGUAAAUAUUUCCAAUGGUCACAUGUACAGUUUCUAGGCUGCACAGUAAUAAUAUUUAAGGAUUCACUUAAACCUAUUAAACCUUUAACUCCCAGAAGUGAUGAAAAGGUCAGUUCUCUCUACAAUAUCCAUACACUAUCCAGCAAACAUGUAAUAAGAAUACUCAAUACUCAGGUUUAAGUUGUCAUCCUGAUCUUACCGUAAAUUCUCGUAACUUAUUUACAAGGAAAUAUGUAGCAGCUAGAGGGGAGAAUUAACAAUCUGAUCUUGGGAGUUAAAGGGUUAAAUACUAAUAUUUUCUCUUCAUUGAAUGUCCUCUCUCUGAGGUUGUUUUGUGUUGGCACCAGCCUUUAUUUCUUAUUUACUUUGUAUUUGAGUAUGCAAUUUCUUCUCAUAUUAAUUAUAAUUGCGUCUAGAGGUUGACGUCUUUUGCUCUGGAUGAUAAUGUUAAGAUUGUAUCUUUGGCUUGAGAGGGGAUUUGCAAACUUCCCCAGUUGUACGAAAGGAGAUUCAUGGGGGUGUUGCAUAACAGCAUCUAGUGAGGGCUUCACAUGAGGCAUAACAAAGCAACAAAACUAAAACAAAAACAAUAAAUGCAUGUAGGAAAAAAUCUUCUUCUUUGUGGGGCAGUCAUUAUUUAUGGAUUUUUUUGGGGAACACAUGGUUUCAGGAGGGAAC